Molecule: messenger RNA, 1383 nt
Organism: Suillus subaureus
Lineage: Eukaryota; Fungi; Basidiomycota; Agaricomycetes; Boletales; Suillaceae
Product: DHHC palmitoyltransferase-domain-containing protein
Exons: 10
Coding region: 1-1383 (460 amino acids)
Biological process (GO): protein targeting to membrane; peptidyl-L-cysteine S-palmitoylation
Cellular component (GO): Golgi apparatus; endoplasmic reticulum
Molecular function (GO): protein-cysteine S-palmitoyltransferase activity
Source: RefSeq, a predicted model, not a curated record
AUGUCAAGCUCGGACCGAACAUGUUGUGGCGUCGUAGAAGAGGCACGCUUGCGAGCACACCACCGAAGAACCCACAAACCACAGCCUUGGAUCGUUCUCAAGUUCGCCGUUGGGCUGACAUUAGCUCUAAUUGCGUAUACAAGUUAUGUGUAUGUCGGUAUAUUCUGUAAGGAUAUGAUUGUAAAGAAUGAGAGUGCAUUGGGAAGUCCAACUACCGGCAUCGUGUUUCUGGUAGUAUUCUGCCUCCUUCUGUUGAUGGUUUUAUGGUCGUAUUUUGCGGUCGUGACCACAUCACCAGGGUAUGCAGCGAACUUUGUAGAAAAGACAGAGCUUGAGCGGCCGGAACAUCUGCCAGCGCAUGGGCAACAGCCCGCUACUAUCAGUGACACUCGUGGAAUGUCUUUUGAGCUUAUGCCCCCUGCGGCCGACCUAUCUAAUAAUGCCACAGCAUUGUCAAAUUCAGGAAAUACUAUACCUGUGAUGCCUCCCGCUGUUCCAGCAGCAACGAAUCAAGACAAGACUCUUCGCCACCACGGUACAUCUACCCCUGGUGAAGCACACAUCGUGGACGUACCCACUGAUCCUGAAUCCAUGCACGUCCCGGGUCCUGCACCACUCUCAUCCCACGAAAACUUCUACGACCCCAGCUUAGAUGCGUCCACAUCACCGUUCUCGCGCCGGCCAUCAACGACACCUGUCCUUGCCCCCGAGUAUCGUUUUUGUACUAAAGACAAAAUCAUCAAGCCUCCUCGCACACAUCACUGCCGAGCUUGCGGCACAUGCGUCCUAAAGUAUGAUCACCACUGUCCAUGGGUUGGACAUUGCGUCGGUGCUUACAAUCACAAGUUUUUUGUUAAUUUUGUACAGUGGGCAGCGAUACUCUCCUUUUGGAUGUUCGCAACUGUCUUAGGUCUCAACAUCAAGUCACGGACGAGAUCCUCGGCUCCGGCAAUCAACCCACAACAUAUUGUUUUAUUAGCCCUAACAGCUCUCUUCGGCCUUUUCUGUUUCCUCAUGUUCCUGACACAUGUGCAACUAAUUAUGUUGAACCAAACAACGGUAGAAUCCCUUGGAUUCAGAUCAAUGCAGGAGCGUGAGCAGGAUAAUCUGGCACGUAUGCACCAUUGGUAUGAUUGUGGAGCUAAGAGACGAACGCGGAGACGUUGGGAUAAGGAAUGGGGUAGGGUCGGCAAAGAGGGUAACCUCUGGUGGCUGGGAAGCCGUCGGGCAAACUGGGAAAGUGUAAUGGGCAAGAACGUGUGGUGGUGGUUCUUGCCAGUUGGUCGUGGACUCGAGGAUGGAGUGAACUUUCCCACAAACCCACGAUUUGACAAGCAAGGGAGAUGGAGAAGAAGACGAGAGUGGCCUUCUGACCUACGAUGA